AUGCCGGCGCACCCGGUUACGAGGCCACCCAGUCCUACGGCCAGAUUCCUGCAGGGCUCUAAAGCUAGUAAGAGACUACCACACGAGAUUCCUGGUACAUUUUUCAUAUUCGCCGAUAUAUCCCUCCGCAAGGCUGGAGAAUACCGGCUGCUAUUCACGCUGAUGAAGAUGGGAAGUGACGCAUUGAAGCCCGGCUCUCGCCUCAACUUUAUUGAUUUGGUCGUAAGCGACAUGUUCCGAGCUGUCAACGCAAAGGAUUUUGACCAGGUGCAUCCUAGCACCCCUCUCGUGAGAGGGCUGCUUUCUUCCGGCGCAGGGUUCCCGUUGAAGCUGAAGAAAGGCACGAGAGAGGGGCGGAGGAGACGGCAAUCGCAGGGAGGAUCUGGAGGAUCUGAAGACGAUGAAUCAGGGGAUCAUGACACAGUUUACUACUGA
Cladophialophora yegresii CBS 114405 is the source of this 435-nucleotide messenger RNA. RefSeq lists its product as uncharacterized. The transcript has a single exon. Bases 1 to 435 code for a protein of 144 amino acids. The record is from RefSeq and is a predicted model, not a curated record. Lineage: Eukaryota; Fungi; Ascomycota; Eurotiomycetes; Chaetothyriales; Herpotrichiellaceae.